Molecule: messenger RNA, 1056 nt
Organism: Peromyscus maniculatus bairdii (prairie deer mouse)
Lineage: Eukaryota; Metazoa; Chordata; Mammalia; Rodentia; Cricetidae
Gene: Urad
Product: ureidoimidazoline (2-oxo-4-hydroxy-4-carboxy-5-) decarboxylase
Biological process (GO): allantoin metabolic process; urate catabolic process
Cellular component (GO): peroxisome
Molecular function (GO): 2-oxo-4-hydroxy-4-carboxy-5-ureidoimidazoline decarboxylase activity
Source: RefSeq, a predicted model, not a curated record
AUGGACAUAGAGAAGGUCAACUCCAUGGACUUCGGCGAAUUUGUGGAUGUGUUUGGGAACGUCAUUGAAAAAUGUCCUCUGAUUGCAGCUGCUGUUUGGUCCCAGCGUCCAUUCUCUGACUUGGAAGACUUAGAGAAUCACUUUUUUGCUUUUAUGGAUGCUCUUCCAAGGUCAGAACGAAGCCCAUUCCAGGACUUUUGGCGGAAGUCUUCAGGCCCUUGCAUCCGGCCCCCUUUCAACAUCAAAGCCCCCCUGAGAGCAAAGGACUUUGAAAAGAUAGGAGUAGCCUGGACUUCUUAUCGCUCCCCAGCUCUCGGCGGAGCAGGCCAGGAGGGCAUCCUGCGCUGUCAUCCGGACCUAGCCGGCCGCGAUCUGCAGCGUGGCACGCUCACCGCCGAGUCGCAGCGCGAGCAGAGCCAAGCGGGCCUCACCAGCCUGGACGCCGACGACCGGCAGCGGCUGCAGCGACUCAACGCCCAGUACCGCCAGCGCUUCGGCUUCCCGUUCGUGCUGGCUGCGCGCCUGAGCGACCGCGCCGCGGUGCCCCGGGAGCUAGCCCGCCGGCUACACUGCCAGCCCGAGUCGGAGCUGCGCACCGCCCUGGGCGAGGUGAAGAAGAUCGGCCACCUGCGCCUGGCGGAUUUGCUAGGCGCCGAUCCCGCCGGGAUGGAAUCGCCGCGGGGCUAGGGAUCCGAACGCCAGCCAGCAGGAUGCGCCACGGAGGGGACUUGGCGCUGUACAUCCUUCGCCGGAGGCUGGCUCGGGCCUGGAAGGACAAUCCACUCACCCACACAAAGGAAGUGGAGAAUUGAAGCUAUCACACGGAUAAUGCAUCCUUUGUGCACCCAUUCUCGCGAGCACGCGCCGCCAAAAUAUGUCCAAUUCUAGAGCGUUUAGCGCGUUGCCCUCGAUUUAUCCAGAUCGCUGCUUCAAUUCUCCACUCGCCUUGCGGUCCGGCCGACACUACAGCCUUGGCGGACUGAAAGCUCCCCUCCGGUACCCCAAUUCUCUCCUGCUAAGCAGGAACUGGAAAUGCAAAAAGGCACUGAAACAGGA